AAGAAAACAAAAUCGACUGAAAUGGAUUCCGUCCAGAAAGAAUUUACGUAUUCCUUCAAAACCAAGGAAUAUUUGACAAAGUUAGGUGUUCCAAUAACUAUACCUCUGAAUAUCUCAGCUGAAGAAUUUGUUGGACGGUUGAUCAGUGCACACAAUCUUCCCUGUUUCGUCGAAGAAGAACUAACACGAGAGCUGGAAAAAUUUGUUAUCAAGGAAACGGAAGCAUUUCACAAUAAAAAUGGUGAGGAGGCUAUCAGAGUGUUGCAGUCCAGUGGUGAUGAGGAGAUAGGAAACAUUGCAGAUAGAUGGGCAAGGGCGUUCACACAGGAAUGUGUAAACCAUGCACCAAACACCAAACCCAAAGAUGAAGCUGUGUUUGGCGAGAUGUUUCAUACCCUCAUACACUCUCCUGCUCUUGAGACAAUCUUUAAGUUAGAACACACCUACGCUAUUCCUGUAGAAUGUGUAAGCCAUGCACCAAACACCAAACCCAAAGAUGAAGCUGUGUUUGGCGAGAUGUUUCAUACCCUCAUACACUCUCCUGCUCUAGAGACGAUCUUGAAGUUUAAGUUAGAACACACCUACUCGAUGUCUGAAUGUGUAAGCCAUGCACCAAACACCAAACCCAAAGAUGAAGCGGUGUUUGGCGAGAUGUUUCAUACCCUCAUACACUCUCCUGCUCUUGAGACAAUCUUUAAGUUAGAACACACUUACUCCAUGGCAGUAGAAGACAUAGUGAAGCAGAGAGAUGCUGCUCUACGUAAGCUACAAGACAAACAAGCAAAGGAGAUGGAGAGAGCUGUCAAGAAUCUAGAUAUCACCCAUGAUGAUCUACACGUCAACCGUCUUGCAGCCAUCCACUUUGAAAACACUCAAAGAGAGGAGUCGAGAUGGGACAACGAGUUGCGCAACCUUCAAGAUUCUCAGCGUGAGGAGUUUCAUGAGUGGAUCAAGAACUUACAUGAGGACAUGGGGAACGGUGUAGAAGGACCUGUAAGUCGUAGGAUCAGAGCAUUGUCAGAGUCGAUGCCGGUGGAACCUGAAGAAAACGUUCCUGAUCAACCCAAGAUGGAGGAGAGCUACACCAUUCAUUUAGGUGCCCAAAUGAAGACCAUGCACAACCUGCGACUGAUGAGUAUAGAUGUCUUGGAUCUGGGUAGGCAUAAACCUAACAGAGAAGGGGGAAUUUUAAUACCUCAACCCCAGCGACUGCAGACUGCUCUUUCACUUUAUUCAACCAAUCUGUCAGGGGUGGUGCUCAUGGUGGAUGAUAGGGUCAGCUCUUAUACCGGUAUUAAAAGAGAUUUUGCCACAGUGUGUCAGCAGUCGACAGACUUCCAUUUCCCGGACCUAGAGACCCAGCUCAGAGUGAUCCAUCAGGGCGCCCUCAGGGUCAACGCAAGGCGCAAGGACAAAAAGAAAUUAAGUGGCGGAGACAGCAGUUCAAGCAGUGGGUCUGAGAGUAGCAGACCAACAUCAUUACACGAAGAUGGUGAACUCACCACAAACCUCAGAACAGGUGAUUUCUACGUUACAAGGCAUUCCAAUCUUGCCGAGUGUCACAUCAUCUUUCAUCUGGUGUCAGACGACAGCUUACGAUCCAGCGACAUCAACUCCCGACACCGCUGUAUCCUCGCGCUGCGGAACAUCUUGAAGUACGCCGUUCAGUUUGAUAUCCUCUCCAUCACGCUUCCAUUGUUCCUCAUGUAUGAGAUGUAUGAGGAAAUGACAAUACCUUGGUGUAUCAAGCGAGCUGAACUAGUCUUCAAGUGUGUUAAAGGUUUCAUGAUGGAGAUGGCUACAUGGGGAGGGAACGAAUCGAGAACCAUUCAGUUUGUUGUACCAAAGGGUAUAUCAGAUGAUCUGUUCUCUCAGCUGAGCUCCAUGCUACCUCAGAUCUUCAGAAUGUCAAGGACAGUGGAUCUAACACAUACCACUACCCCCAAGAGAAAGUGAUUUGUAAACCCACCUUGAACUCUCUCUCAUCAAAUGUUCUCCAUGAGUAUGAUUCUGAAUCUCUAGAAUGACUUGGAAUGAUCUUUAAAGAAUGUCUUGAACAGUGGAUACAUGAACAGAUGUACAACAACCGCCAUGAUGAAGUGAUGGACAAACCCUGCUUGAAACAUCUUGUCUAAACCUUGCCUGGUAUAUCAUCUGUUGUGGAGCCAGCAAUGUGUCAAGUUUUAUCAUUAUACAUAGAGGUAACGUCUUUCUGGCUCCAAACAGAUGCUGUGUAUGCAUGAACAGUAUGUAUAUCUAAAUUUACCUUGAAUGAUAUUUAUAAUGUCAAAAACAAUGGAUCUAUUAAACGAACACAUGCCACUGCAGAGCAGAGAAAGUGAUGGACAAACCUAGCUUUAAAUCUCUCCUGGAAUCCUUGUUUUUCUAGAACAACUUUGAAUGGUCUUUAGAAUGUCGAGAACAGUGAACCUAACCCAUUCAACCACAAGAGAGAGUGCUGGACAAAAGAGCUUGAAAUCUUUCAUCAAAUCUUUGUCUGGUAUCUAUAUCUCUAUUAAAGAUGAACUGUAAUAUACACCUGACAGUGGUUCUCCAAUUUUUUAUCCUCCAAACCCCUGAUAAUGAUCAAGUUGGUUACAGUAAGAACAAAAUGAAUGGCUUUUGUGUAAACUUUACUCAAAAUGUUUGAUGAUGUUAACUAUAUUAAUAUUUAUAUAUCAUUCCCAAUUCGAUGUACUAUAGUUCAUCUGGUAGAGGUACAUGUACAGUGUUGCAGGGCCCAUCUCUCUGAUUUAUGCUCAGGAGCCCAAUUUGGGAAUGUUAUCUGGUUAUAUAGUCAUCAUUUCUGGUAAUUUUGGAACAGCCCUUUACCUUUACCCUUUAUGAAUGUUGUUACACUAUGUCAUGAAAUGAAAUCAUACCAAAGUAAGAGUA
This is a messenger RNA of Strongylocentrotus purpuratus (purple sea urchin), 2895 nucleotides long. Its product is annotated as protein C12orf4 homolog. Gene Ontology annotation, cellular component: cytoplasm. The transcript is spliced from 15 exons. The coding region runs from base 22 to 1956 and encodes 644 amino acids. Lineage: Eukaryota; Metazoa; Echinodermata; Echinoidea; Camarodonta; Strongylocentrotidae. The record is from RefSeq and is a predicted model, not a curated record.